Molecule: messenger RNA, 684 nt
Organism: Populus nigra (black poplar)
Lineage: Eukaryota; Viridiplantae; Streptophyta; Magnoliopsida; Malpighiales; Salicaceae
Exons: 4
Coding region: 106-606 (166 amino acids)
Source: RefSeq, a predicted model, not a curated record
AACAUAACUAACGUUAAUCCAGUUCUGUUUCUCAAAGCACCAAGCCUCUUUCACUGUCUCUCACCCUCUAGCGAUUGCGUUUACAGAGUUUUUAGCGAAGACAAAAUGGAAGAGAUUGAAAAGGGCAUCAAAGGAGGCAGUGAGGAGAGAUGGAAAGGAGCUGUUGACAAUCUAACAGAGAUGACAUCAAAUCUUGAUUCUCUUCAAAAGUUACUUGUUAAAAAAGCUGUCUUUGUUGACGACGAAACCUUCUCCAAAGCCUCCCUCACUUCUGAACAAGCCCGCACUAUCAAGGUUCUUGAACAACGGGUAGAGACUUUGGAAAGGGGGCUUGAUGCUGCCAUCUCAGCUGCUGCUCGUGCUCGUGCUGAAAAGCGACAAGCAGAGGCAGCACAAAAGGCUGCUGAAUUACGUGCACAAGAGAUAACAAGAGAACUCGAGAACACCACAAAGGUAUUUGAAUUGCACAUGGAAGAGUUGCGUGCAAAGCAAGACGAGAUUUCAAAGCGUGAUGGUGACAUUAAAAUUUUGGAAGCAAUAAUUCAGACGCUUGGUGGAAAGGAAUCCCAUUCUUUGAAUGGGAACCUAAGAAUGUGCCCUCUUUGAUCCAAACGUUCAUUUACUUUUCGGUGUCACUCGAGAAGACAAUUUCAAAAGGUAAUAGCAUCCUCUGGUUACUUGAUA